Molecule: messenger RNA, 1068 nt
Organism: Psammomys obesus (fat sand rat)
Lineage: Eukaryota; Metazoa; Chordata; Mammalia; Rodentia; Muridae
Gene: Wnt8a
Product: Wnt family member 8A
Exons: 6
Coding region: 1-1068 (355 amino acids)
Biological process (GO): neuron differentiation; cell fate commitment; multicellular organism development
Cellular component (GO): extracellular region
Molecular function (GO): cytokine activity; frizzled binding
Source: RefSeq, a predicted model, not a curated record
AUGGGGCACUUGCUUCUGCUUUGGAUGGCUUCGGUCAUGUGCUGUUCUGCCUUCAGCACUACUGCCUGGUCAGUGAACAAUUUCCUGAUAACAGGUCCCAAGGCCUAUCUGACCUACACCACCAGUGUGGCCUUGGGUGCUCAGAUUGGCAUCGAAGAGUGUAAGUUCCAGUUCGCUUGGGAGCGAUGGAACUGUCCUGAGCACGCCUUCCAGUUUUCAACCCACAACAAGCUGAGCGGUGCCACGAGAGAGACGUCCUUCCUUCACGCUAUUCGCUCCGCUGGAGUUGUGUACGCCAUCACCAAGAACUGCAGCAUGGGUGACUUUGAAAACUGUGGUUGUGAUGAGUCCAAAAACGGAAAAACGGGCGGCCAUGGCUGGAUCUGGGGAGGCUGCAGCGACAACGUGGAAUUUGGGGAAAAGAUCUCCAAACUCUUUGUGGACAGUUUGGAGAAAGGGAAGGACGCCAGAGCCCUGGUCAAUCUUCACAACAACAGAGCCGGCAGGCUGGCAGUGAGGGCCGCCCUGAAAAGGACGUGCAAAUGUCAUGGCAUCUCCGGAAGCUGCAGCAUCCAGACAUGCUGGCUGCAGCUGGCUGACUUCCGGCAGCUGGGAGACCACCUGAAGGCCAAAUACGACAGCGCGCUGAAAAUCGAGCUGGAGAAGCGCCAGCUGCGGGCCGCCAACCGGGCCGAGGGCCGCCGGGCCCCCGCGGAGGCCUUCCUCCCCAGCGCAGAGGCCGAGCUCAUUUUCCUGGAGGGCUCCCCCGACUACUGCGCCCGCAACGCCAGCCUGGGCGUCCCGGGCACGGAGGGGCGCGAGUGCCUGCCGCAGGCCCGGGGCGCCUCCCGGUGGGGGCAGCACAGCUGCGGGCGCCUGUGCACCGAGUGCGGGCUGCAGGUGCAGGAGGAGACGGCGGAGGCCGUGGGCAGCUGCGACUGCAGCUUCCGGUGGUGCUGCACGGUCAGGUGCGGCCGGUGCACGCGCGUGGUGAGCAGGUUCUACUGCUCGAACCCUGCUGCAGGCCGCGCCCGGCCCCGCCCCGGGGCCAAGGCCAAGGCCUGGUGA